GAAAUUGAAAAUAGUCUGCCAUCAGAAUCGCUAGUGACAUCUUUGGAACAAAGUUUAUGCAAAACAAGAACCUUCAAAAUAAUAAUUCUUGGUGAUUCUGGAGUCGGUAAAACCUGUUUGGCCACCAGGUUGUGUCAGGGCCAGUUCCCAGAAAGAACCGAUGCCACCAUUGGAGUUGAUUUCAGGUACAAAAAUCUUCUCAUCAAGGAUGAAUUAGUCAAGUUACAAAUCUGGGACACAGCCGGCCAGGAAAGGUAUAGAAAAAGUAUGGUACACCACUUCUACAGGAACGUAAAUGCCGUUGUGUUUGUGUAUGACGUCACAGACCUGUCAUCAUUUGAGAACCUUCCCGUCUGGAUUCAUGAGUGUGAGUCAUACCAUCUGAAGGAAGAUGUCUUGCGGAUCAUCAUUGGGAAUAAGUGCGACAUAGAACCCCACAAAGUACUGACAUCCAUCGCCCAGAGAUUUGCAGACAGGUACUACAUGCCCCUCUUUGAAACAUCAGCCAAGGACAAGUCACAGAGUAAUUAUGUAGAUUCAAUUUUCAUCACACUAGCCCACAAACUCAUGAACAGUAAAAGAUGGCUACCGAGUCAA
This is a messenger RNA of Helobdella robusta, 597 nucleotides long. RefSeq lists its product as hypothetical. Gene Ontology annotation, cellular component: endosome; Golgi apparatus. The annotation marks the transcript as partial. The record is from RefSeq and is a predicted model, not a curated record. Gene Ontology annotation, molecular function: GTP binding; GTPase activity. NCBI's taxonomy places the organism in Eukaryota, Metazoa, Annelida, Clitellata, Rhynchobdellida, Glossiphoniidae. The transcript is spliced from 3 exons.